GAAGAGGAGAGAGAGAGAGAGAGAAGUAUGUUUCAGACUGCUGAAGAGGAAGUGUUUUCACCGCUUAGCAUAACCUGGAAGAGAGUCACCAAGACCUAACUGUCAAUGUCAAAGUUGAUGACGGUUGAAAACUAAAUACUGAGAACAUCGGUUUCCGUUGUCAGUCAGCAGCCUGUUCAGUGUUGACCUCGGAUCAGAAGGACCUUCAUCUCCGACAGGUUAGUGGGGAUAAAGUGUGCUGCUGAUCUGAUGACUCUGAACCCCCUCAUCGGUUGGAUGAAGGGACUGCUCGUCUUCCUCCUCUGCCUCCCUUUCCCACUCCUGCUCCUCUGUGAAUGGUGGAUGCCGCCCGCGGCGUGGGGAGAACCCGCCCCCCGUCCAAACGUCACCAUCCUGCUGUGGCACUGGCCCUUCGGCGUGGCCCUGGACCUGGGAGGGGACGUGUGUCUGAAGCGCUACAACGUGUCGUCGUGCAGGCUCCGGUCCAACCGCGCCACCUUCGCCACGGCGGACGUGGUGGUCUUCCACAACCGGGAGCUUGUGCAAGGCCUGCAGGCCCUGCCCCUCGUCCUGCCCCGGCCGCAGGGCCAGAGAUGGGUCUGGAUGUCUCUGGAGUCCCCGCCUAACAACGGAGACCUCCGGCCCUUUGCAGACCUCUUCAACCUGACCAUGUCCUACCGGAGGGACGCGGACAUCCACAUCCCGUACGGGAAGCUGGUGCCCAGGGGACCGGGAGAUGGAGAGGAGCCAGUCCUUCACAAUAAGAGCGUCCCAGUCUGUUGGGUGGUUAGCAGCUACAGGCCGGAUCACCACAGGAGCCGGUUGUACGCUCAGCUAAGCGACAGCGUCCCCGUCACCGUGUACGGACGCUGGAACCACAAAGCCCUGUCUCCGGAGGACCUCCUGCCCACCAUCUCCCAAUGCUACUUCUACCUGGCCUUCGAGAACUCAGAGUCCAGGGACUACAUCACGGAGAAGCUGUGGAACGCCUACCAGUCGGGGGCCGUUCCGGUGGUGCUGGGCCCCCCACUGAAGGAUUACAAAGCCGUGGCCCCGCGCAGCUCCUUCAUCCACGUGGACGAGUUUGCGUCCGUUGGAGAACUGGGCAGGCGACUGCGAGAGCUGGUGAGUGAUGAGGAGAGCUACUCACAUUUUUUAGGGUGGCAGAAGGAGUGGCGGGUGAAGCAGUACACAGACUGGAGGGAGAGGCUGUGUAGUAUCUGUUCUCAACACGACAGCUUACCCAAGCACAAGAUCUACACCGACCUAGAAGCGUGGGUAAACGUUUGACCGAGGGUCGUGGCUGAAUGGAAACCACAAGAGGACCACAGUAUCCUGUUUUUCCACACAAGUAGCAUUACAGUAUUAGGUAUCCAAUAUAAACUUUUUGCAUUCAAGCUGCUGCAUACAAUUGUGAUGCAUAAAACGGAAUAUAAAGGUUCAGCCAAGGCUAUGCAUUUGUUGAUUUUUGCUUAACAUUUAGUUUAUAUACAUUGUAUGGGUAAUUGUUCACCAGAAAGAGUAAAUUUUAUGAAUUGAGAGCACAAGCAUAGCGCCUCUUUGCUAAUUCACUAUACACAGCAGUGCUGCAAUACUGUUCUGAACAUGGCAGAGUACUGACCUCAAACCACAUGAUAACGGAUUAGAUAGGGACCUCAAAACAGAAGUGGUUCCACUUGCUUUCAGAUCUAUAAGUGUUGGAACGCCCAACAAUCAUGCCCAACAUGAAAAAGACUACAUGACCUAAAACCAAUAAUUCAAAGAAAAAUAAUUUAUAUUGGAUUGAAUUACUUUUGAAAAAUGCAUUUAAUUGCUUGGCGCAGAUACAGGUGAAGUAUAGGGGACACGCACAACAGAAAACAUUGGGUGAGCUAGUUUCAAUAAAUUACCAAGUAGCAGUUAGAAUGCAGUCACUAUUGUAUGCAUAAAAUGUAUUGCAAAAAAGGAAAUGUAAAAUGAAAAGGUUUGUGAACAUAUACCACAGUAACAAUAUAUUAAAGACUUCUGGUGGCCAGUCGGUCAAAUCUUGAUUCAGUCAAUGUAGGCAGACAAACUCGUAAAAAAAAUACAAAAGCAUGUUUGCAUAAGGCACUGCUCUCACACACGCAAUAGCCCAGCUAGUAGAUGGCGAAAUUUCCUCGACAGAAUCCCAAGUUCUGUCACUUCAACUUUGAUCACUUGACACACAAUAAACUGUGCUGGGCUAAAUUAUAUUCAACCAAGCUGUAGACAAGAGUUCCUUUUAAACAUUUCCCUGUGGCCACUAUAGCGCACCCCCUUCCAGGUCUUCAUUUACAGUCCAGUAGCCAAAAGUCUUUAGCUGAUGACUGAAUGGAAAUGGCCGAUUAGGACUAGGAAUGUUAGUCAUUAGUGAAAAAUAUAUCAAGAGAAGUCAUUACAUUUUAAUUGUCAAGAACUUGUUUGUCCAAGAUACUUCAAGCAGCAUUGCAUCUGAGAACAAUAUACACUCUUUGUACCUGAAUUAAGAUCAUAAGCCAUAAUAACUAGCAUGAGUUUGAUCAGAAACACGCCCGUUUUGUGCAUAGAACAAGAAACAGACAGUGGACUUUUGGUCAAGAUAAACCCACUUUGUGCAAAAAUGUUACAUCCUCCCAAAAGGAGGAUUUUAUUAAAAUGAACCUGGUCAAAAAGGAAAUUCUAAUGCAUGUCAUAGGUUGUAACAUUAUUUUUUUUUUUUUAUCAUUCAUUACCAAUUGAAUUUCCUUGUUGGGGUGUUUUUUUCUUAUAUCAAACCAUCUUCCAGGAAAUCCUUUUCACAGCAUUUACAAAAAUAAAAACGUUUAAAAGCCGA
This is a messenger RNA of Gadus macrocephalus (Pacific cod), 2812 nucleotides long. Its product is annotated as alpha-(1,3)-fucosyltransferase 7-like. Gene Ontology annotation, cellular component: membrane. Lineage: Eukaryota; Metazoa; Chordata; Actinopteri; Gadiformes; Gadidae. The transcript is spliced from 2 exons. Gene Ontology annotation, molecular function: alpha-(1->3)-fucosyltransferase activity. The record is from RefSeq and is a predicted model, not a curated record. Bases 250 to 1290 code for a protein of 346 amino acids.